This is a messenger RNA of Colletotrichum orchidophilum, 561 nucleotides long. RefSeq lists its product as uncharacterized. Lineage: Eukaryota; Fungi; Ascomycota; Sordariomycetes; Glomerellales; Glomerellaceae. The record is from RefSeq and is a predicted model, not a curated record. Bases 1 to 561 code for a protein of 186 amino acids. The transcript has a single exon.
AUGCAGGCUCUCUUUUGUCAGGAACAAGUGACUAGACUCGGCUCGGGGAGUUUUUUCCUAGUUGUGUCGGCCCAUCUUCUGCGGCCCUGGAUUUUGACUGUCAUGGGAUCUAAGCGAUUCCAGUCCUGGAGGUACGAAAGGACGAUUCAGCCGCUGGUAGGCUCGUUCAAGAACAUGGGAUACUUGUCAAGUGACUCCGGCGCCCUGCUCUUUCCUCAGCCGACCCUUCACGCUAUCUCGAGCCCUGUUCGCCUCGUGAGGUGGUGCACUCAGGAUCAUUGCCAAACUUUACCACUCUCGCCACCUUCCCCGCAGCCGAGAGUUGUUUUCACGAUGAUUACUGGCGAGGUUCUCGGACCAUUGACCCCGAAUCCUCGAAGUGCUUACCGGAUUCGUCUUGGCUGGGCAGGUGGGCAUGCCGUGUAUUCUGGGAUGAAGGAUCCAGAUCUGCAAGAGCAGCAUCGAAGCCGAGUCCGAAGUUACGGGAGACUACCUCGGAGGUACAUCUCUCACCCUGGAGCCAUCCAGUCCCGAGUCCCUCGCGAAUGGCUUGGGUACUAA